Molecule: messenger RNA, 2247 nt
Organism: Lycium barbarum (goji berry)
Lineage: Eukaryota; Viridiplantae; Streptophyta; Magnoliopsida; Solanales; Solanaceae
Product: 2-alkenal reductase (NADP(+)-dependent)-like
Exons: 5
Coding region: 698-1750 (350 amino acids)
Molecular function (GO): 2-alkenal reductase [NAD(P)H] activity
Source: RefSeq, a predicted model, not a curated record
GAGCAUCUCUAAGAUGGUUUUGUUGCAAAAUUCUCACCUGCUUCUUUUAUUUUAGAGGCUUUCUAGCACACGAUGUUCGAUGCUGUUGGAGUGGAGAGCAAUUGAGCAAUAUAAAUUGCUUCUGACCAGUGAAAAAAAAUGUAUGAAGUUUUAGGGUAAAAAUUGAGCAACAUAAAAUCUUUUGGGGUAAAAAUUGAAAAUAAAAAAAUAAAGUAAAGGUCCAAAAUAGCAAAUAGAAAAAGUGAAAAACAAGUUUUAGUUGUUUUUUAAAUAAGUUGUAUUUAGAAUUUUUAUGGCCAAACAAAGUGAAAAAAGUAAAAAAAAAAAAAAAAAAAUCGAAAAAAAAUGAAUAAUUCUCCCCUGAUCAACCUUUGUACCUUUCAAUAUUGGAUUUCGAAUAUAAAUAUGUUCUUACGACUAAAUCAUUUUGGAUUACAUCCUCCUUCAUUUUCCAUUUUAUAGUGAGGAGGAAAUGGCUGUCGAAUUUAUUGAACUAAGCGGGCCCAAGAAUAGUUUACCUUUUCUUAAUUAAUUACAUAAUCUGAUCUUUUUACUUUUUGUCCCUUCGGGGUGUUGCUGGGGGCAGCCAUACUAUGUAUAUAAAUAGCUAUAGCCAUAGGUACUUUCAUAACUAUAAACAUAGAAAAUAUUAUUACUCCAUUAAGUUUGAGGGAAUUUAGUGCACGUUUAACUGAAAAUGGCAGGUGAGGGAGCAAUAGAGGUUAAGAACAAGCAGGUAUUAUUUAAAGAUUAUGUGAGAGGCUUCCCUGAAGAAUCAGAUAUGUAUAUAAGUACAGAAAAAACAAUAAGUUUGAAAGUCCCAGAAGGAUCAAAGGGAAUUGUUGUGAAGAAUCUAUACCUGUCUUGUGAUCCUUACAUGCGUAAUCUCAUGAACAAAUCUGAUAUUGAUGGCUUUGCAGCUUCUUACUCCCCCGGUUCUCCAAUAAUAGGAUUUGGAGUAGCUAAAGUGAUUGACUCAAGGGAUCCAAACUUGAAGAAGGGUGACUUAGUAUGGGGAAAAACUGGAUGGGAAGAAUACAGUGUCAUAGAAGAACCUUCUGCUCUUUUCAAGAUUGAAAAUACUGAUGUACCCCUUUCAUACUAUACAGGAAUCCUUGGGAUGACUGGUGUUACGGCUUAUGGUGGAUUUUAUGAAGUUUGUAAACCGAAGAAAGGAGAGAAAGUAUUUGUAUCAGCAGCAUCUGGUGCUGUUGGUCAGCUCGUUGGCCAAUUUGCUAAAUCUACGGGUUGCUAUGUUGUUGGUUGUGCUGGCAGUAGAGACAAAGUUGAUCUAUUGAAGAACAAGUUUGGAUAUGAUGAGGCUUUCAAUUACAAAGAAGAGCAUGAUCUUGACGCUGCAUUGAAAAGAUACUUUCCAGAAGGGAUAGAUAUCUACUUUGAGAGUGUGGGAGGAAAGAUGCUGGAUGCAGUGCUCCCAAACAUGAGAAACUUUGGUCGAAUUGCAGUGUGUGGGAUGAUUUCCCAAUACAAUCUGGUGGAGAAACCUGAAGGGGUCCAAAAUCUGAUGGAAAUUAUCUACAAGCGUGUCCGAAUUGAAGGAUUUCUUUACAUCGACUAUUUCCCUCGAUACUCAGAGUUUUUAGAAAUUGUAUUGCCUCUUAUCAGAGAAGGAAAGAUUGAAUACAUUGAAGACGUAGUUGAAGGCCUCAAAAAUGGCCCUUCUGCGCUUGUGGGACUUUUUAGUGGUCGCAAUGUUGGAAAACAGGUGAUUAAAGUAGCUAAUGAGUGAUCGAUCUAGUCUUUCUUGGGUUGAUUUCUCAUAUUGUCACUCAACUGAUAGCUUUUAUCUCAGAAAGUCACAUUUCUUCGUGAUUUAAUAUUCCUUCGACAAAAAAAAGUGAUUUUUUGAGAUAAUAACUAUUAGUAGAGUAAUCAUAUGAUAAAUCAACUGUCUGCCUGUAAAGAUGGGUGGAAUUAUCCCUCUGAAGUCUUUUGAAAAUUCAUCAUUUGGCUGGGAACUAUCAUCCAUGGAAUCGCCUUGGACCGAGAUGUCAGAUGUUAAUGCAUAUUUUCAUAGACUCAAAUAAGCUAUUUUACUUUUUUAUACUGUAACUUGACUGAUCUUUGAUCAGCAUCUUUAUCAGUGUUAAGGAGUGGCAUAUUAGAAUAAGUCAAUUGUGAUCAGAAUAAGCGAUCUUGUAUUAUCUGGUUGAGGGUGUGUAAUGUGAGAUGAGAAGCCUGUGUUCUUUCAUAUGAUCAAAACAUGAAUGGAUAUAUUUCUAAGCA